Molecule: messenger RNA, 2907 nt
Organism: Botrytis cinerea B05.10
Lineage: Eukaryota; Fungi; Ascomycota; Leotiomycetes; Helotiales; Sclerotiniaceae
Exons: 5
Coding region: 582-2300 (572 amino acids)
Biological process (GO): protein localization to plasma membrane
Cellular component (GO): plasma membrane
Source: RefSeq, a predicted model, not a curated record
GAAUGUGAAUGUAUAUAAAGUCGCUCUUGAUCUUCUUUUUGACGUUUUCUGCUCUCUACUUCCUUCUGUCAUCACUUAUUGAUUGCCGUUUCCAUAUCGUUUUUCUCGUCUAGAUACUAGUUAGCUCCUUUACCGUUAAAACUGCAUUUAUUCCCGAGAGAGGUCAAUUGAUCAGCUGAUAUACACCAUCGCAAUUUAUCGUUGGGCAAAUAAGAAUCAGACCAUUUUAGAAGGAGCCAUCUAGCUACUGAUAUAUCAGCCCAUCUCUUUCUUCCAAUUAAACCACAACAAUUCAUUUCUACAUCUAUCUUUACCUAUUGGAACUCUUCGGUUUUGUCAGCACAAUAUUGAUACCACUACCUUAGACGCCUUGGCAGCGCGUCACGAGCUCACCAGUGAUUGAAAGUUCACUAUCAGCGCAUUUGGCAAUCUUGGAGAACUUUUAGGAGUUCCAGAAGCACUAAAUAACCCCGCACUCAAGUUGAACAAUCUUCUCCCUUCUCAAAAAGUCUAUAAAGUCUAUCGAUAUCCCCCCAUCAAAAGGACUCAAUUGUACAAAAAAACGACACACAUCCAUUAUCAUGUAUCAAAUUGCUUCCCCCAAUGAGUACCUCGCUAUCACUGGCGCCAAGAUAGCGACUGUCAAAAUAUGCAAGAGUGCUUUUGUCUGGCCCUUUCAAAAGGUCCGAAGAUUUAACAUUCAACCUCGCGACUAUGAGUUGUCACUUCAAGCUAUGACAAAGGAGAAACUUCAGUUGGCAAUUCCUGUAGUAUUCACCAUCGGUCCAGAUGUUAACCGCAGAGGCGAUAAUGCCCGUACCGCCAGCUCUAACCAUGAGAGUGCUGCAGAGGAUGGCGACGAUGCCUUGUUGAAAUUUGCAAUGCUACUGGCUGAAGGCGAAAACAAUGACGGUGAUGCUGGCGCACAUCUCAGAAAGAUUGUUGUCGGUAUCAUCGAAGGUGAAACCCGUGUCCUUGUUAGCUCCAUGUCUAUGGAGAAGAUUUUCACAGAGAGAGAAGCAUUUAAGAAGGACAUCUUCAAGAAUAUUCAAUCUGAGUUGGGACAGUUUGGGCUUAGAAUCUACAACGCCAACGUGAAAGAACUCAAAGACGCUCCAGGUUCCAACUACUUUGCCUCUCUCAGCAAGAAAGCCCACGAGGGUGCAAUUAAUCAAGCCCGUAUCGAUGUAGCAGAAGCUCAACGAUUGGGUACUGUCGGAGAAGCUCAGCGUCGGGCAGAGCAAGAUCGAGAACUCGCCAAGGUUCAAGCCGAGACCGCAGUUCAAAAAACGGAACGUGAUAGUGAAAAGGCUCGAGCUGAAGCUACACUUGCAACCCGCAAAACUGUUUACAGCCGCGAUGUUAACGUUGCUCAAAUCGAGGCCACACGUGCUACCGAAGUCCGCGACGAAGAACUCCGCAAAGACGUCGAAGUCAAGCGUGCUUUUACAGAGCUAGAACGUCUUCGUGCCAGUGAUGUUGUCAAGGCUACGAUUGCCCGCGAAGCUAAGCAACAAGCUGCUGAUGCUAAAAACUACGAAGAGCAGGCCCGCUCAAAUGCCGAAUUCUAUAGUCAGCAAAAGAUAGCAGAAGCAAAGGCAAACUCUGAACAAAAGGCUGCUGAUGCUAAGAUGUAUAGUGAGAAACAGGCAGCGCUUGCAAAAGCCAAUACUGAGCAGAAGAGUGCCGACGCGAAAGUCUACAGUGAACAGAAAGCAGCUGAUGCCAAGGCAUAUAGAGAGAAGGCCCGAGCAGAGUUUGAGUUUUACAGCGAGCAGAAAGCUGCUGAAGCUAAAGCUUACAGAAUAAAAUUAGAAGCCGAGGCUAAUUUUAUCGCCGAGUCCAAAGCAGCCGAAGCAGCCCUCUUGAGAAAGCAAAAAGAGGCAGCUGGUAUGAGUGCCAUGGCCGCCGCAUAUGGAGAUAUGAGCAAGGCUAUGGGUGGUCCACAAGGACUCAUGCAAUACCUCAUGAUCGAACGUGGUACUUACCAAGACCUUGCCAAAGCCAAUGCCGAGGCUGUUCGUGGUUUGAACCCCAAGAUGACGAUCUGGAAUACUGGGGCACAGGCCGGUGGCAAUGGUGAAGGCAACUCUGCUGAAGGCCAGGGAGCCGGUAUGGGUGGUAUGGAUAGUAUUCGUAACAUGUAUCAAAUGCUUCCACCACUCAUGUCCACCAUUCAUGAGCAGACAGGCAUGACUUUGCCAGAAUGGCAAUAUGGGCGCUUGGGACCAGUACCUGGAGAGACUCGGGAGGUUACGAAGGUCAAUGGUAAGACCAAUGGCACUAAUGGACAUAGAUAAGCGGUUCAUCAGGAAUUCGAUGCCAGUUGUAAGUUUCAAAGCGACUCAGAUCAUAAUGUGUUGAAGUUAUUGGACGUGUUGGAUUAUCCCGGGCGCUCGGAAGCAUAAUGAGUCUCUUUCUUUUUUACAACAUUGACCGACAAGUCUCUUAGAGAUAAGUUCAGUGUUUCGGCGUUUCAUUAUUCCAAGGUUUCGAUCUCCGCGGGUGUGCUUUUUUAUUUAUGCAUUAGGUUGGGUUAUCACAUAGAGUUGAUCAAGUAGUAUUUCGGGGGGUGGGGGUUCUCUGACACUUGUGGAAUCAGGGCGUUUGGAGGGUAUUGAUGUUUCUUAUUCUUCAAUAGCUUGUUUUUUUAUCUUAGUCUUUCCUUUCUCUAUUAAUGUCAAUCCGUCAUAAUUGAAUUCUCAACAUGGGUUUUACUCUCGGGUGGGGGUUUCUCAUGCUUUUUGGACAAAUUUGAGAUAAGGGAGCACGGGAGGACAGAAUGAUUACAUCAAGGAAGGAGGCGGGCUACUGUAAAUUAUCUCAUGGAUGUUAAAUGUCAAGUAACUUUUAUCAUCUUCCUAUUUACCAUUGUGUUUGACUGCCUGUGAAUAUUCUACUUUGCUA